Messenger RNA from Drosophila biarmipes, 3255 nucleotides. Its product is annotated as synapsin-like. The transcript is spliced from 2 exons. NCBI's taxonomy places the organism in Eukaryota, Metazoa, Arthropoda, Insecta, Diptera, Drosophilidae. The coding region runs from base 11 to 952 and encodes 313 amino acids. The record is from RefSeq and is a predicted model, not a curated record.
CUCCUCCUCGAUGUCCUCGUCAUCCAUCUCCUCGCGGAUCAAUCGCAAUGGCAAUGCCAUCAAAUCGCCGCCUCCACCGUCGGGUCCACCACCACCGCCGCCCACAAAUGUGAUGGCCUCGGUGGGUGGCAGCAAUGCCAAUAGUUCCAGUGGCUACAGGAACAGCUUCAGCAGCUCCCUGAGCAAGGACAAGACCAGUUAUGGGAACUACGGCAGCACCACCUCGGUGGAGACCAUCACGCGGAUGGACACGAACACCACGAACACAGGGGCCACGGCCACGGAGGCGGGCGAGGCCAGUGGCAUCACGGCCAUCACCAAUAUCAGCAAUAGUGCCGGGAUAGCGGCCCCGGCUCCUGGUACUGGUACCAUUACCACCUCGGUGACCACCAACGACUGGCGAUCGGCCAUCGGCAUGCGAUCGGCCAGUGUCUACAGUGCUCCGGCUGCCGUGACCACCGUGCUGCCCGGAGACACCUCCGGCUACGAUUCCAAUUCGAUUGCCUCGCAGGGCGAGGAGGGCCUCAACAAUCCCAGCGAUCUGCCCUCGUACACCCGACCCUCGUACUCGCGAUCCGAGAGCAAUGCUUCCAAGCACUCGGACCUCGAUGUCAUCUUCGGGGACAGCAAGACCACCCCGGCCUCCUAUGGAAAUGGCAAAUACACCCGGGCCGCAGGAUCCAUCUCGGAUGCAGAUAUGAUUUUCGGGGGACCGCCCUCCAACUACAAAAGCGAUCGCUUCGGGGCCGCCAAGAGCAUGAGCAUGAGUUCCAGUGGAAUGGGUUCCGGAAACGGAAGUGGCAUGGGUUCCGGAAGCUACAAGAUCUACGAGGGCAUCCAGAAUGCGGCAUUCAGCGACUUUAGCGACUCGGGCAGUAUGAGCAGCAUUGGCUCGCACACCAAGCGCUGGAGUGCCAGCAAGGAGGAGGAGGACGAACUGGACUUGAAGUGAAUCCAGAGGAAAUUCCAAAGUAGAACUUUCACCUAGAAACCAUUCACACACAUUAACACACUCAUACGAGCAAACUAUGGAAAUCUAUCUAUUUUCUGCCUCUGAAGUUUCCUGGUUUCAUGGGAAAAACAAUACACUAAGCAUAUACUCACUCACUACAAGCCAUAAUCAUUGGGUUACUAUCGUUUCAAACCACCUUGAUCGAAACACUUUCCUUUCGUUUGCCAUGAACACACAAAGAACAGGCGAGGAAGCAGCAGAAAAUGCUAAGUAGACACUGUAGUACACUACUAAUAUAUAAUUAUAACCACCAAUGCAACAACAAUAAUGCAAAGCCCAUUAGAUGUGUGCAAUGAAAAACGUCGCCGAUGACUUGACUGGUUUUGCAGCAUGAUAAAGUACAUAUAAAGAACGAGGAACCUAUUUAAUUACCAUACUUAAAAACAUUUUGAAACAUUUUCCAAAGCAACAAAAUUAUAUAUUAAAUAUAUAUAUUAUUGAGAAAAAUAUUGAAUUAUAUACCAGACAUAUUAAACCAAUUGAGAGUUGAUGACACAAAAAGUAUUCGCUAGCAUAUAUUACGUGUUAACCUGCUAUCGAAUCAAUGGGAUAAACUUUUAAAUAAAUCAAAUAUUAAUGAAUCUGUUAUAAACCAACAUGAGACACAUAUGAAAUCCUAAAAACUAUAUAAAAUAAAAGACAAUAUGCGCAAAGUAUAACAAACAACCAAACGUUUAAUACUAACAUAUACGCGAUCUAAUUAUAAUGGAUAAAUCGGUUAACGAACUAUAUGUAUUCGGAAAUUACUAUGAGCAAAUGUUACAUACGAAACACACAAAAAACACACGAGAACAAAGCUACUCACACACAAAGUAAAUGUUUAUUACCACAAAUAUUAUGAUUAUUAUUAUGAUGUAUUAGCAGUUAAUGUUUACCAACAAGACGGGCCUGCUUCAGGGGCUUCGAAAUGUAUGGAAAGAUAUGGAAAUGGAGAGUACCAAGCACGACAAGCAAUGUUAAACUAGGCUGAACCAACUGGACAACAAUAACGAACCAAACAUAUUCGAAAAUCUAGCGAUCCCAUGCGAUCCACAUAAAUUUACACGGCUUAGUCGGUACACGAAUGUCGAGGAAAGAGCGGAUAGAGGGUUUGGAGGCAAUGAUACUGACGAAUAUUUAGAUAAUAUACACCAGAAGAUAUUUAUUAAUGUUGCAAGCGACAACAACAACGAAGUCAUAUUAUGCAUUCGAAUACUAAACAAUAGCUUCAAUUGGUUGGGACUAUGAUUUAGCCACAGGUGUUUUGAUAAAUGUUUUUUGUUACGCACAGGUUUAAGCAUUAUUUAGAGCCAUAGACAAUUUUACAUAUGUUAUAUUUGAGGUAAUAGUUACAUUUCACUUGGGUUGUUCUCUCUUUUAUCGACUAAUUGCAUUAGAGAAUUUUAAACACUGUUAUAGGCGGAGAAUUAUAACACGAGAAUACUUGAAAACUUGUUAGUUUUGCAACUCUCUUCGAUUUUAGUAGAAUCUGCAUUCGGAAAUGCUACAAAUAUUUUAAUCUAAACAAAUUUACAACUAUACAAUUGAAUAACAUUUGUUUUUGGGCCAACGGGCUCGGUUACUUUAUUCUAUAUCAUCCUAUCAUCUAUAUCUACAUCUACAAAUAUAUAUAAAAUAUGUAUGUAAUUAUAAGUGAAUCUUUGGCUACAAGUACUUUUUCGUAAUCGUAAACAUCAUCAUUUUACCCGAACUGGCACAUAUUCACGGAAUGUUUUAUAAACAUAUAUUUAUAACGACAAAAUGUAGAACAGAAAGUACAUGGUUAAAUGCAGGCAUCAUUCGAGGAAUUCGACAAACGUUCAUAUAUCAUGGCACUAGAACCACAACUCACUCAACCCAUCCCCCAUAACAAUAUCGUGCAUCAAAUGAACAGAAAGUGCUGAAUACAUAAAUCGAGAGGGAAACUCAAAGGAAAUACUCAAGCAUAUAGCGUAUAACUUACACGACUUCUAAUCUGUUGCAAAAUAUACCAAAUAAAUACUCGUAUUAUUGUGAAAGUAUAGCAAGAAAUAUGUACUUAUAUGUUGUCUGUAAUUGAUUCAACUCCCAGUCUACCCCAAUAAAUCCCGAAAAAAAUAAAACCAAGGGAGACCCACUCAUUCGGUACUCACAAAUUUACUGCAAAUCUAUAUAUAUAUAUACUACGAAUUAUUCCAAUGAAAAGCGGCAAUUGCAAUGGCUAAGAAACCGAAAAACAAAACCAAAGUAACAAUAAAUGAGUUGAUGAUUGAUACAAAAGCAAA